Acomys russatus (golden spiny mouse) is the source of this 1697-nucleotide messenger RNA. It is a transcript of the gene Aldh3b2, whose product is annotated as aldehyde dehydrogenase 3 family member B2. The record is from RefSeq and is a predicted model, not a curated record. Gene Ontology annotation, cellular component: cytoplasm. Gene Ontology annotation, molecular function: aldehyde dehydrogenase (NAD+) activity. Gene Ontology annotation, biological process: aldehyde metabolic process. Bases 127 to 1566 code for a protein of 479 amino acids. The transcript has 11 exons. Lineage: Eukaryota; Metazoa; Chordata; Mammalia; Rodentia; Muridae.
CAGGACAGAUUCACUGUGCUGUCGGGAGUGGGUGUAGGAGUGGAGUCCAGGGGCUCAUAGAGGGAUUGGCAGAGGCAGACGCAGGAGCCUUCAGGGUAGGAGAGGCGCUGCACGGCUGGAGCCAGAAUGUCCACCAAAGGCAAAAAUCCAGAACCGGAGCAGGGGGCGGACCCUUUCGAGGAAAAGCUGCGGAGGCUGAAGGAGUCCUUCCACACAGGGAAGACAAAGCUGGCCAGAUUCAGGGCUGAACAGCUGCAGAGCUUGGGCCGCUUCCUACAGGACAAUACCAAACAGCUGCAUGACGCCCUAGCUGGGGACCUGAGCAAGUCAGCCUUCGAGUCAGACAUAAGUGAGAUCAUCCUGUGCCAGAAUGAGGUGGACCUGGCCCUCAAGAACCUGCAGACUUGGAUGAAGGACGAGACUGUGUCCACCAACUUGCUCACCAAGAUGAGCUCAGCCUUCAUCCGGAAGGAGCCCUUCGGCCUGGUGCUCAUUAUCGCGCCCUGGAAUUACCCUUUGAAUUUGAUGAUCACUCCCCUAGUGGGGGCCAUCGCAGCAGGGAACUGCAUGGUGCUGAAGCCCUCAGAAAUAAGCAAGAACACAGAGAAGGUGCUGGCGGAGCUGCUGCCCCAGUAUCUGGACCAGAGCUGCUUUGCUGUGAUGCUGGGUGGGCCUGAGGAGACCGGGCAGCUGCUGAAACACAAAUUUGACUAUAUCUUCUUCACAGGGAGCCCUCGGGUGGGGAAGAUUGUCAUGGCUGCUGCUGCCAAACACCUGACGCCUGUCACCCUGGAGCUGGGGGGCAAGAACCCCUGCUAUGUGGAUGACAACUGCGACCCCCAGACCGUGGCCAACCGUGUGGCCUGGUUCCGCUACUUCAACGCUGGCCAGACCUGUGUGGCCCCCGAUUAUGUCCUGUGUAGCCAGGAGAUGCAGGAGAGGCUGGUGCCUGCCCUGCAGAAUGCCAUCACGCGUUUCUAUGGAGACAACCCGCAGACCUCCCCCAACCUGGGCAGAAUCAUCAACCAGAAACAUUUCAAGCGUCUGCAGGGAUUGCUGGGCUGUGGCCGCGUGGCCGUGGGUGGCCAGAGCGAUGAGGGGGAGCGCUACAUUGCACCCACCGUGCUGGUAGAUGUGCAGGAGACAGAGCCUGUGAUGCAGGAGGAGAUCUUUGGGCCCAUCCUGCCCCUGGUGACUGUGAGGAGCCUGGAUGAGGCCAUUGAGUUCAUUAACAAGCGGGAGACGCCGCUGGCUUUGUAUGCCUUCUCCAACUGCAGCCAGGUGGUGAACCAGAUGUUGGAACGCACCAGCAGUGGUGGCUUUGGAGGCAAUGAUGGCUUCCUCUACCUGACCCUACCAGCCUUGCCCCUGGGGGGAGUGGGCAACAGCGGGAUGGGCAGGUACCAUGGCAAGUUCACCUUUGACACCUUUUCCCACCAGCGUGCCUGCCUGCUGAGUAGCCCUGGGAUGGAAAAGCUUAAUGACCUCCGCUACCCACCUUAUGGUCCCUGGAACCAGCAACUGAUAAGCUGGGCCCUGGGCUCCCAGAGCUGCACCAUCCUGUGAACACCACCCCAACUCCUCCCUUCUGCUGCCCCGCCCAGAACUACCUGAACUUUCAGCUGCCCCCAAGUCCCUAGUGGUGUCCAGCCCAGCCUAUGAACACCUCACUUCUGGAACUUUUUCUGAACAGACCU